AGGAUAGUGCUGAUAUCAGUAUUCACAGUCGACGGUCAUUGCUGAGGUCGGACGGAAUAAUUUAAAGAGGAAAAUUACGCAGCCAUUAGUUACAUAUUUGCAACCAUGAACAUUAGUUUCGAAGGGAAACGUGUACUCGUAACAGGCGCCGGACAAGGCAUUGGCAGGGACAUCGCUCUUCGUCUCUCUCAAUACAAAGCCCAAGUGAUAGCAUUGUCAAAGACGAAAGAGAACCUGGAGAAAUUGUCCGCAAAAGAUCCACGUAUUCAAACCGUCUGUGUCGAUCUUUGCGACUGGAACGCUACCAAGAGAGCUGUUCAAAGCGUCUUACCCAUCGAUCUCUUGGUGAACAAUGCCGGUGUCGCUCAUUUGAAGCCUUUCUUAGAUUCCACAUCGGAAGAUUUCGACGCAACUUUCGCUGUAAACGUGAGAGCUAUCAUGAAUGUUUCCCAGGUGGUCUCAAAAAACAUGAUCGAGAGGAAGGUUCCUGGUAGCAUCGUCAACAUGUCUUCUCAGGCUAGCAAGGCAGCUUUGAGAGAUCACGCUGUCUAUUGCUCCUCCAAGGGAGCUGUUGACAUGUUGUCUAAAGCGAUGGCCCUUGAAUUUGGUCCGUACAAUAUUCGAGUGAACACGGUGAAUCCUACGGUGAUCAUGACAGAUAUGGGAAAACUAGGCUGGAGUGAUCCAGACAAAGCACGAACCAUGAUGAGUAAAAUACCUCUGGGUCGGUUCGCCGAGGUAAGCGAAGUGGUGGAUGCAGUCGUGUAUCUGUUGAGCAAUCGCAGCUCUAUGGUCAAUGGAGCCGCUUUACCUGUGGAUGGUGGAUUUUUGGCAGUGUAAUUCGUGAAAUUUUAUGCUUGUUUGUAUGCAACGCGUCCACGAUACUUUAUACAACACGAUAAUCAAGGGAAGAGAAGGAGAACGGGUAACAGGAUGUGUCGAUCGUUUCGAUAUUACUUCAUGGACCUGAAAUUGGAACUGAUAUUGAUUAUUAAUAUCGAUCUCUUCUCAACGCUUUCUUUUUUUUUUCUUUUUUCUCUACAAAACAACAUUUCUCAGACAUUCAUCCGUUUAUCCUCUCUUCCCUCUUACUCUAAUUUAACUCACUCAACAAAAUUUGAAGAGUCAAGGCAAUUGUUACGCUAAAAAUGAAAUUCUCCAUUCUCGUCGUCCAUGGUGGUCGUCGAGGUAUUAAUUUCCAGAACGAGUAAUCAAAAAGUUCGAACAUUUACAAUAAAGAAAGAAAUGUUUAUAUUCUGGGACCACGAUUUCGACGAGAAAUAACAACCUCUCUCUCCUCUCCCUCGAUCUGACCACACAUCAUUUCACAGAUACACACGCUUAAGGAUCAGAUGCAAAGAUACGGGACAGGGAACACUCGCAGCCACAUACUGGACACAGAAUAAAUGAGGAAAAUGAAUUUUGAUACUGUUCAUCGCUGAUUCUCUCCUGAAGAUAUUUCACGCGUAAAUAUGGAUAUAGAAAAUGUGGAAUGAAAUACUCUUUUUUUUUUUUGACUUAUUGUAUGAACUUAUCAAAAUUCCAAGUGACAUUAAUAGAUAUAUUAAUUUUGUAAGUGGAAACUAAUAUUUCAAAA
Osmia bicornis bicornis is the source of this 1597-nucleotide messenger RNA. RefSeq names its product L-xylulose reductase. Gene Ontology annotation, molecular function: carbonyl reductase (NADPH) activity; L-xylulose reductase (NADPH) activity. The record is from RefSeq and is a predicted model, not a curated record. The coding region runs from base 106 to 840 and encodes 244 amino acids. NCBI's taxonomy places the organism in Eukaryota, Metazoa, Arthropoda, Insecta, Hymenoptera, Megachilidae. Gene Ontology annotation, biological process: glucose metabolic process; xylulose metabolic process. The transcript has 5 exons.